UUUGGGGCCCCCCCUAUGGGGCUCCCCGCCCCACUUAAAGUGGGGAAAUUACUGGAACGCCCCCCUUUAAUAGAAUACGGAAGACACAUUUCCGUAUUGAAUACGGAAGUUUAAUAUCCGUAUUAUAUUAGUAUGUAAACCGGCAAGGGUUUAUUCAAACCCAUUUCAAACCCAUUUCCGUAUUUUGCCAAGCUCUUCUCCCCUCUUCAACCUUCGAUCUCUGUCGCUCCCCUUGCUUGAACCGUGUACUUGAAAGGUUCCAUCAUCUCCAUCAAAGCUCUUCACAACCCCAUUCUCAGAAUUGAAACCUAGAGUGAGAAUGAAGAACAGAAAGAGGUCUCAUGCUUCUAGUGAGGAUGUCGGGGCUACUGAGGAUAGACACCGGCGGUUACAUGCUUCUAGCCGGCGCGGCGAUCAUGCUGCAACCUCUCAGGCGGUGGAGGCUUCAGCUCCAGUUGUUUCUCCGCCGUCUCCCAUGAUUGAGGUUCCUCUGGUUGAUUAUCCGCCGUCUCCCACGGUUGAGAUACCUACAGUUGUUUCUCCGCCCUCUCCCAUGGUUGAGUCAUCAGGCGAGGAGUCCUCAGGCGAGGAGUCUUCCGGCGAGGAGUCAUCAGGCGAGGCCUCAUCCGGCAUGGGAGGAUCUGACGAGGAAAGUAUUCCUCCGCCUACUGUUGAUGCUGAUGUCCUGCCGCCAGAGCAGGGGGAGCAGGGGGCACAGGGUGGCGAGGAGGACCUGAUCCAGAGGUUGCCGCCGUUUCCGGGGGGGCCUGUUGAGCUAUCGCUCCUCACCCAUUAUGCUGAUCACAAGGCUCCCUGGGCGUGGCAUGCACUCCUACGCACAGACGAGCGGUAUGUGGACCGUCGACAGUUGAAGGUGGCCACAGCUGGGGGGAAGGUUUGGAACCUUGCUUGUGAUGGUGAUUCAGACAGUCACAGGCGGGUUCGAGAGUUGAUUGAGCAGACGGGUCUUCAUCAGCUACCAUAUUGCAGCUACCCGGUGACAGAUGCAGGCCUUAUUUUGGCCCUUGUGGAGCGAUGGCAUGAGGAGACUAGUAGCUUCCACAUGCCGUUCGGGGAGAUGACUAUCACCUUGGACGACGUGUCGGCUCUUCUCCAUCUCCCCAUGGGGUCGAGGUUCUAUACGCCUGGGAGGGGGGAGAGGGACGAGUGUGCAGCGCUCUGUGCUCAGUUGAUGGGAGGAUCUGUUGGUAUUUAUGAGGCUGAGUUUGAUACGAAUAGGUCCCAGACUAUUCGCUUUGGGGUCUUGCAGACCCGGUAUGAGGCUGCAUUGGCGGGUAUGUCUUAA
This is a messenger RNA of Lotus japonicus, 1306 nucleotides long. RefSeq lists its product as uncharacterized. The transcript has 2 exons. The record is from RefSeq and is a predicted model, not a curated record. Gene Ontology annotation, biological process: meristem development; meristem maintenance. Bases 320 to 1306 code for a protein of 328 amino acids. Lineage: Eukaryota; Viridiplantae; Streptophyta; Magnoliopsida; Fabales; Fabaceae.